Messenger RNA from Ruditapes philippinarum (Manila clam), 2703 nucleotides. RefSeq names its product transmembrane protein 107-like. NCBI's taxonomy places the organism in Eukaryota, Metazoa, Mollusca, Bivalvia, Venerida, Veneridae. Gene Ontology annotation, biological process: non-motile cilium assembly; protein localization to ciliary transition zone. The transcript has 4 exons. The record is from RefSeq and is a predicted model, not a curated record. Gene Ontology annotation, cellular component: MKS complex. The coding region runs from base 246 to 653 and encodes 135 amino acids.
UCUCGUUUGACACGAGAAUUGAAACUGCAAUGGCCGCCAAACAAGAUUGGGCAUAACUUGUUGUCGAAUUUUUCCUUAUAGUUUCUAAUAUCUUUAAUAAUUGAAAGCAAAGUUAAUGCAGCAUCUGAAAUUCAGAUAUUAUCUAUCUAAUUAAUUGAAUGACACAUCGAUUUGCGAAUUAGAUUUUCAGAAAUAUUAAGACAAGUUGUCGUAGGCAAGGAAGCUUUGCAUUUUCUUGUUCCAUAAUGAAGGUGACAGGGAUCGUACCUGCUAGGUUUCUGACAAUUAUCUCGCAUCUAGUGCUUGUUAUUGUAAUAUUUUGGUCUCGGAGACCAAAUAUUGAAUCCUGUUUACCCAGGACAUAUACACAGGCAGAAUAUGACAAAAAAGAUUUAGAGAUGAUUAUAGGGCUAUCAGUAGCCCUUGGAUUAUUUGCCAUAGAAUUGGUAGGCUUUUUUGGAGGUCUAACCAUGUUUACAUCACUACAGUGCCUUCUAUCUACAGCAGUUCAUGGUGGGGCAUUUGUUGCCUUGACAUUCUUCUUGUUUGAGAUUUGGCCAUGUGACUGGUACUGGUACAUAUUUGGUGUGUGCAGCGCUUUACCCGGAGUGACUGAAGUGUUUUCCAUCAUAUCUACAUUGAGACAACCUUAGUGAUAUAUAAUUGUAUGUACCAAGAGAAAAAUGUGACAAAUCUUAAAUAACUGACAAAUAAAAUGAAAUGUGUUACAUGAAGGUGGUAAUAUAUAUAUAAAAAAUCUUUGGUGACUCUUCUCAAAAGAUACAGUUGACACUAUUGGAAGUUUCAUGCUGUUUUUUUGCCCCCUGUAUUUUCAACACAACAGUACCUACAGUAAUUUCAUGAAUUAAGAAGUGGACAGUUAAUUUACUGUAUAAUUUGUACUAAGUUUGCAUGAGAAUAAAGACUGAAGUUAUGAAUUUGUAACACUUGCGAGACAGUUUGAUGAUAAACAGCUGUAUUUGAGUAGAUUAAGUAUACAUGUAUUUGAAUUAUUCGUAUUACAUAUUUGAUAACAGUCUUGGAAUGAGGCUAUAUCUUCAAUACAUUCGAAACAAAAGCAAGCAUAAAAGUUACUAUCUUUCGCUGUAAAUUUCGAGCCACAUUUUUGUUUGUAUUUUUAUAAAUGUUGGUUAUCUGAUCAUAGAAUCUCAUAUUUUAUUUUUUGGUAAAUCUACAGGUUGAGUGUGAUAAAGAUUUUUAGGAAUAUUUCAUAUCAGAUAUUUAAAAUGGUUUCUCAUUAAUUAUUAAUAUUAACUUUCCGUCCAUCUUUUAUGUCAGAAAAGAAAACAUAUCAUUGUUGUGUUAUUAUGAUACAUUAUUGUGUUAGAGUAUGUAUUUUAACUUAUUAUCAGAUAUAAUUAUAAGAUAUACAUGUUCUAUGCUCAUCUUUGAGUACAAUAAUUUUUACUUCAGAAAAAAAUUAUUGAUAUCUAUAGAAUUCUUACUGAAUAAUGUCUUAUUCAAAUAAAAGAACAUAGUACAAACUGUGUCUCUAUUCCUAAUAGCAGAUCCUACCUGUUUUUGAAUGACACUAUAAUUAUAUUCAUAAUGUGUCCACUUAUAGUGUGUAGGAUUUAAAGCAUAACAUAUCUACCUUGUGUGAGGUGAAAACAUGUUUAUUUUAUAUUUACAUAAAUUAGAGACUAGAAAUUAUCACUAUUUUCUACAUUUAUACUAUAAAAUUUGAGCAUAGUAUAUCUUUUAUAUAUUUAAGUGUAAUUUUGUGUGUAUAUAGAUGAGCCUAUUAGAGCUAAGAUAGGUUUAGUAACUAGUGUGAAUAAGGGCAGCAAACCUGUUUGCUCAUUUUGAAUUGACAGAAAGUGAAUAAAACAGUGGUUUAUGUUAGUUAUUUAGAGUUGUUGAUGAGAAGACUUAUUACUGUUUAUAAUGUUUCCUUUGAAGUCAAAGCUUGUUCUUGUUUUUUUAAUGUCUAAUUCAAAAACGUUCUGUUGUUGGUCCACCAUACAAGUUUUUCCUGGAUAUCUGAAUUGUAAUUACAUUGUAUCAGUUUCUCUGCAAGCGACUGACUAACCCCUUUAACCCCAAAUGAUUUAUGAUUUAGACAAAUUGUUAGUAAUAAUUUUGAUUAUAAUAAUUUAUUUUUUGAAAUUUGGAAUGCAUGUUAAUUAUUUUAUAAUAUGCAUGUAAAGCAAAUUGUUAAAGUAAAGAUGAAAUCAUAAUUUUUGUGAGAUCAAUAUUUCUUUUUCAGGUUUUCAUUUUUAAAUAACAAAAUAAUAUGGGAUGUGUCUAAUUAUGUAACAAUCAUUAUUUAAGAUAUGAAAUUAAGCAUUAUUUAUAUCCAGGUCUGGUAAGCAUUGAACUUGCUGGAACAGAAAGUGAUUAAAUUGGUCAUCAGUACAGAGCCAUGUCAGCAAGCACAUCUGUGCAAUCUGGCCACACAUUACACUCUUAGUAAAAAUUUUGUAUUUUGAUACUGACAUCCCUUUAACUUCCAAAAUAGAAGCUUGACAAGUCCAUUACACAAAUACAUGUACAUCAGGUUAAGAGAAUAUUUUAAUAAAAUGCUUGAUACUGUGUAAUGAUGAUUCUUUAACAACUUCUUUAAAGUUACAUAUGACCUUAACAUAAUGUAUAAAUGUGAUUAUAUUAUAUUGAUAGAAAGGCUGUCUAGUGUUAGAAUUGAUUUUACUAUGCAAUUGUAAAUAAAUAUAUUUAUAACAA